Molecule: messenger RNA, 1527 nt
Organism: Scedosporium apiospermum
Lineage: Eukaryota; Fungi; Ascomycota; Sordariomycetes; Microascales; Microascaceae
Product: Kynurenine 3-monooxygenase
Exons: 4
Coding region: 1-1527 (508 amino acids)
Biological process (GO): L-tryptophan catabolic process; NAD+ metabolic process; quinolinate biosynthetic process
Cellular component (GO): mitochondrial outer membrane
Molecular function (GO): NAD(P)H oxidase H2O2-forming activity; FAD binding; kynurenine 3-monooxygenase activity
Source: RefSeq, a predicted model, not a curated record
AUGCAUCAUAAACAGAAGAUUGUCGUCGUCGGCGCCGGGCCGGUCGGCUCGCUCGCCGCACUUUAUGCUGCUCAGAGGGGACACGAUGUUGAGAUAUAUGAACUUCGUCCAGACCUUCGCUAUCCUUCAACCGUUCCACUAAACUUCACGAAGUCAAUUAACUUGGCUUUGUCUGAGCGUGGUAUAAACGCCAUUCGCAAUGCCGGGCAUCCCACUCUCCUCGAUUCCGUCCUCAGGGCUACCAUUCCCAUGAGGGGCCGGAUGAUCCAUCUCCGUCGUUCAGAUGGCAGCUUUUACCAGGAGGCUCAGAACUACGACGUCCAUGGAAGGGCUAUCCUGGCCAUGGAUCGGGCGGGCAUAAAUAAGGAUCUGCUCGACGCAAUCGAGGGGAUGCCUAAUGUGAAAAUCUUCUUCAACCACAGACUAACCGGCGCCGACUUUCGAAAGUGUCAGGCAUGGUUUGAGGUGAAGAACGAAACCCAGGAUGGCGACGCUGAGGGAAGGCCCCGAGAGAUCCAGGUCGACUUUGAUCUCAUGAUUGGGGCCGAUGGCGCUCAUUCAGCAGUGAGAUACCACAUGAUGAAGUUUACUAGGAUGAAUUAUUCUCAGCAUUAUAUCGAUACGCUGUGGUGCGAGUUCCAAAUUCCUCCGCGAGAAGAUGCACCAGCGGAUGACCCUAUGGCCAAGUUUGCUAUCUCACCAAACCACCUUCACAUCUGGCCAGGGAAGGAAUUCAUGUUUAUUGCUAUUCCAAGCGAUGAUGGCUCGUUCACUUGCACUCUCUUCCUCCCCAGCGCUAGCUAUGCUCGUCUGGAGAAUGAUACCGCUUCCAUCCCCUCGUUCUUCGAUGAGCAUUUCCCUGGGGUAACAGAAUUGAUUACCCCCGAGGCUCUCAUUCAGUCCUUCGAGGCGAAUCCUCACCUUCCCUUGAUCAGCAUCAAGUGCCAGCCACACCAUUUUGCUGGUUCUGGGGUCAUAGUUGGAGACGCUGCUAGUGCCAUGGUUCCCUUUUAUGGGCAGGGAAUGAAUACGGGCAUGGAGAGUGUUCGAGUUCUUUUCUCGAUGCUGGACAAGUACGCGGCAUCUGUAGCGGACAAUAAUCCACUCGAGAUCUCCGACCCGGCGGCGGCAAGCGCGCAUCAACGAGCUCUAGCACUUGCGGAGUUUUCUACUUACAGAGUCCCCGAUGCGCAUGCGAUCAUCGACCUGGCCCUUCAAAACUACUUGGAGAUGAGAUCGUCCGUCUUGUCGCCUGCCUACCGCCUACGGAAGUUCCUCGAAGAAACCAUCUCUGUCUACCUUCCCGGACUCGGUUGGCGUACCAAGUAUUCCCGUGUCAGCUUCGGGAAUGAGAGAUUCACAGAUGUGAUGAGGAAGAGCGACCAUCAGGGUAAGAUUCUUUGGCGAACGUUCGUCGCAGCUCUCUGCAGCCCAGUCGUCAUCGCUGGCAUGGUGCAUUGGGCUCGUCACGCGGAGCGUUUCCCCAGAAUAUGGAAUGGCGUCUUAAGACUGCUGCGCCGUCCAUGA